Molecule: messenger RNA, 6796 nt
Organism: Condylostylus longicornis
Lineage: Eukaryota; Metazoa; Arthropoda; Insecta; Diptera; Dolichopodidae
Gene: sws
Product: neuropathy target esterase sws
Exons: 11
Coding region: 1331-5326 (1331 amino acids)
Biological process (GO): phosphatidylcholine metabolic process
Cellular component (GO): endoplasmic reticulum
Molecular function (GO): phosphatidylcholine lysophospholipase A1 activity
Source: RefSeq, a predicted model, not a curated record
GACGCAGUAUGUGUAUAUUUUUAUUAUAUUAUAAUAAAAACACUUAUUUUAUUAUAUUUAUAUUAUACAUCCUAAACAUAUGCAAUUCAUAUUUGCUUAAAUGAUGACAAGAGAAUAUCCGUGACUUCAAUAUUGCUUUAUAAAAAGUUUAAGUAUGGUAUUAAUACGGUUGUAGUACCGUCUCAGAGCUUUCAAUACCUUUACAUUGUAAAAAAAAUUACUAAAGCUUUUCGUACAUUUUGGAAUACAAUUUUUACAAUAUUAAUACAUACUUUGACGUUUGUUUGAAAUUUUCUAUUUAAAAUUCUGUGCAAAUGUUUAUUUUCAACAAACGUUACCAUAUCAUUAAAAACAUAGCAUUUUUAUGCUGCCUAAAUUAAAAAAACUUAAUAACUAGAACUUUAUUGCUGAAAGUAUAUGCUAGUUUAUUUAAUUAGUUAUUUCUGGCAACAUUUAUGUGACAUGUAUACGAUAAGCAUGUUCGAUUUUUUCGAUACCCAAUUUACUUCUAUUUUACGUAUCCACUACGUAUUUGACGCAGUUGGGAAAAGUGUACAAUGUCAAGAGCUCUUACUAAACUUUUUGGAAUAUGAUACUUUGUAAAGUUUACGUCAUAAGCGCAUUAUUGAAGUCACGGUAUGUUUGAAUUUCAAUUGAAAAAGAAUUGAAUAAAAAACUACACAGAUAUAUGUACAUAUGUAUGUGAAUUUCCUACACUAGAUCCGCGUGCGACUCAAGCAAAAAAAUAUCUCUCAUAGCACUAAUGUUCUAAAUUUUGGUUUAUUCAAUUGACUUUUGCAAAAAAAAUGAUCUUCUGAUAUUUGGUAGAUAUUUUUCAGUGUCAAUUGGCAAUGAAAAGAAAAUUUGCGUUCUUUACUUGAACUAACGUACCUGAAUACACUUUUUUUAACGUUCGGCAACCAGAUCAUUUGACAACCAUUUGUUCGAGUAUCGAAAUGUACAACAGAUGAGAGAAAAUGUUACAUAUCAAAAAAUUUGCUGUCAUUUAGUUUAUUGUCGACAAAUAAUAAAAAAAGAAAAAUACAUAACAGCAAAACUAGAAUAAUAGACUUCCUUUCAGUCAAGAUAAAAUUUGUUCAUAUUUGAUUUUAAAACAAUAAUUUUUGUAAUUAAAACUAAUUAAAUAUUGAAAUAAGUUAUUGAUAUUUAAAUUAUUUGAAUAAUUAGCAAAAAAGUGAAUUGAAAUCAAUAAUAAAUGCAAAUUAAAAAUUCUAUAUAAUGUGGGAAACGGAAAAUAAAAAGUAACAUUUUUUGUGCUUGUUCUUUUUGUUUUUAAAUAAGGAAACGUGAAAAAUACAACUACAUCAAAAUGGAUUUCCUUAAUAUUAUUAAGCUGAAAUAUAAAGAUUAUGGAUCAUUGGUAUCAGAAAGUUGGAUACAAGAUCUUACGCAUAAAUUAGAAGCAUCGGUUAUGCUAUCUAUUACAAUAGGAAUUUUGAUAAUUCUUUCAUUUAUUGGAUUAUUUUUAUAUCGAAGAUAUUGUUUACGAGCCAGAGAAUUAAUUGAACAAACAUUAGAUAGAAAUGAAAUCAGACUACGGUUUCGUAAGCGUGAUAAAAUGAUAUUUUAUGGGCGCAGAAUGUUGCGUAAAGUGAAAAAUGUUUCUGGUCAAGUAUACGGUGGGCAAGGUAGGAAACGAGCAGCAAUUAAAGGCUUUGCACGAAAAAUUUUACAUUUAAAGCGGGAUGAUCCAAUGCAAAUAAAGACUGUAGAACCUCCUCCAGAAUAUUUGGAAGAAACUGCUGAAGGUAGCGAUAGAGUUCCACCGGAUGCUUUAUGUCUUUUACAAGGCAUUCGUAUAUUUGGCCAUUUUGAGAAGCCAAUUUUUAUUGAGUUAUGUAAAAGUACUGAAAUCAUAAACUUGCAAACUGCAGAAUUUUUGUUUAAAGUUUCUGAUCAAGAUGACAGUGUUUUUAUUGUUCAAUCUGGGGCAAUAGAUGUUUAUAUAAGUAACUUAGAUGGUAGUGUUACAUUGCUUAAAACAGUACGAAAAGGAGAAGCUAUAACAUCGUUGCUCAGUUUUAUUGACGUUUUAUCGGAAAAUACCAGCUUUUUCAAGAGUGUUGCAGGAAGAGCUGUUCAGCCAUCUAAAGUUAUUCGUUUACCAAUGAGAGCAUUUCAAGAGGUGUUUAAUACUCACCCGGAUAUUAUGAUUCGAAUUAUUCAAGUUGUGAUGAUGCGACUUCAACGUGUAACAUUUACAGCUCUGAGGAAUUAUUUAGGUUUACAUUCAGAGCUUGUACAAAAUUACAUGAGAGUUAAGCAAGUUCCUUCAACUGGAGCACCAACUAGUUCUUCGAAAUUAUCCCCGGGUCAUAGGCGUAAACAUUCGGAAGUUUAUAUGGAACAUAGUUUAUCAACUGAUACUAUUCAACCAGACAUGAUACAAGAUUUAACUGCUUCACAUGAUGCAGCGAGAUGUGCUUUGGCCUUCAUAAGCAGUGAAAAUGCUGAUGCAAAAUUAGUUUAUAAAUGCGCUGUUGACGGAUUUUUAAAUCAACUAGGUUUAACUGAAGAAGAUCGCCCUCUUCUAGAGGGAAAUGUUGAAGUUGAGGAACUUCAGCCUGGAGUAACAUUAAUCGAUGAAGGAACAAUCGAUAAUGUAUGUCUAUGGUACGUUUUAAGCGGAAGUCUUUCAGUACUACAAUGGAGCGAAGAACUUUCCAAAAGUAAUAAUAAGAAAACCAAUGGACGAGAGGUUUUUAUUCACAACGUUCAUCCUGGGGAAAUCAUUGGAGCUCUUGCCAUUUUAACUGGAGAAGCUAGUUCAUAUACAAUCCGCGCAAAACAUCACACGCGUGUAGCUUUAAUGCGGCGCGCAGCUGUCUAUAAUGUAAUGGGGGAAAGACCGAACAUAAUUUUAGAUUUGGCAAGCACUGUCGUUCGUCGUUUAUCACCAUUAGUACGACAAUGUGACUUUGCUAUAGACUGGAUAUUUCUUGAAUCAGGUCGUGCAGUAUAUCGCCAAGACGAAACUCCAGAUAGCACUUAUAUAGUUCUAUGUGGUCGUAUGCGUUCAGUUACAACUCAUUCUUCAGGUAAAAAAGAAAUAGUUGGCGAAUACGGUAAAGGAGAUUUAGUUGGAAUAGUUGAAAUGAUAACAGAAACGUCGCGUACCACUACUGUAAUGGCUGUUCGUGAUUCCGAAUUAGCGAAAUUGCCAGUUGGAUUGUUCAAUGCUAUUAAAGUUCGUUACCCCGCGGUUGCCUCUAGAUUGAUGUCACUAUUGAGCCAUAGAAUGUUAGGAAUGCAAACACGUUUUGGAGGACCGUUAGAUGCUAACCACGUCACGCAUAGAUUCUCGACUGUAGCUUUAGUACCAGUAAACGAUGAUGUGCCAUUAACAGCAUUUACUUAUGAAUUAUAUCACUCAUUAUGUGCGAUUGGACCAACUUUACGUUUAACAUCAGAAACUGUUCGGAACUCAUUAGGGCCAAUGUUUUUAGAGCCAAGCAAUGACUAUCGCCUUACAUCAUGGCUAGCGCAACAAGAAGAUCGUAAUAUAAUAACAUUAUAUCAGUGCGACUCUUCUCUAACUGCUUGGACACAACGCUGCAUGCGACAGGCUGAUGUUAUUAUAAUUGUUGGUUUAGCAGAUCGUUCCCCAACUGUAGGAAAAUUCGAACGUGAAAUCGAUAGAUUAGCGUUGCGUACUCAAAAAGAAUUAGUUCUCUUAUACCACGAAGCUUUGUCUGACAGGCCAGUCGGCACUAUACAUUGGCUUAAUAUGCGACCAUGGGUUACACAUCAUCAUCACAUUCAAUGUCCAAAAAGGAUGUUCACUAGAAAAAGUCAAUAUAGAAUUAAUGACCUAUAUAGUCGUGUUUUGAUGUCUGAACCAAAUAUGCACUCAGAUUUUUCACGUUUAGCACGUUGGCUAAGUGGUAAUUCAAUUGGACUUGUACUAGGCGGUGGAGGAGCACGUGGCGCAGCCCAUGUUGGAAUGUUAAAAGCUAUACAAGAGGCUGGAAUUCCAAUAGAUAUGGUAGGUGGUGUAAGUAUUGGAGCUUUUAUGGGAGCUUUAUGGUGCUCUGAAAGAAGUAUAACAACUGUAACACAAAAAGCUCGAGAAUGGUGUAAGAAAAUGACUCAGUGGUUUCGUCAACUAUUAGAUUUAACUUACCCUAUAACAUCUAUGUUUUCGGGUCGAGAAUUCAAUAAAACAAUUCGGGAUACAUUCGGCGACGUUUACAUAGAGGACUUAUGGAUACCUUAUUUUACAUUAACUACUGAUAUUUCGGCUAGCUGCCAUAGAAUUCAUACGAAUGGGUGUUUAUGGCGUUAUGUACGUUCAAGCAUGUCAGUAGCUGGAAUAUUUCCUCCCAUGUGUGAUUACCGGGAUGGUCAUCUUUUAAUUGAUGGUUGUUACGUAAAUAAUGUACCAGCUGAUGUAAUGAAAACUAUGGGUGCAGCUCAUAUAAUAGCAAUAGAUGUUGGCUCAGCUGACGAUACGGAUUUAACGAAUUAUGGUGACGAUUUAUCUGGAUGGUGGGUUCUUUAUAAAAAAUGGAAUCCAUUUACAUCACCAGUUAAAGUGCCAAAUUUACCAGAUAUACAAUCUAGAUUAGCUUAUGUAUCAUGUGUUAGGCAAUUAGAGGAAGUAAAACGUUCUGAUUAUUGCGAAUAUGUUCGACCGCCAAUCGAUAAGUACAAAACGUUAGCAUUUAGUAGUUUCAAUGAAAUACGGGACGUUGGUUAUGUUCAUGGUAAAAAUCUGUUUGAAGCAAUGUCAAAAGAUGGACGUUUAGCACGUUUUAAUAAAUGGUUUAUUAAAGAACCACCUCGCAAAGAUCCAUUUUCAUUAUUUGAAUAUACAUUUGUUGAUUUAGCUCAAGUUGUUUAUAAAGUUAAUGAAACUGAAACUAAUCAAAUUAUGUCACAUAUGUAUAGCGAGGAUGAAGAUUUAGAUGGCUAUAUAUCAGAACCUUCUUUUCAUAUGUCUGGUGUUCUACGUUCAAAAAAAGAUAUGCGCAUUAAAAGAGCUGGAGGUUCACUGUCUUUAUCGGAGAAUGAAAUGGAUUCAGAUGGUGAUGUCGAAUUAUCAUUGCCGUUGAAAUUGGAUAGUAGUACAAGAUCGCGUAGUUUAACACAUACGCCACGAACUGAUAGUCCUAUAACUCCAGACGAUAAUAAUAGAUUGAAACAAUUAGGUAUUUUGGAAUUUCAAGCGGAACUGCAUUAUCAAUAUCAUCAAAAUGAAACUUUACCAAAAACAGAUACCAUUUCUGAUGGAAUAGAAGAUUUACCUUUAGAUAGUGAAGAAGUUUCGUCUAGUAUGAAAAGCUAUACGAAUAAUAACAAAUAAUUUUCAGUUAAAAUUUUAUUUAGAUUUGGUGAUUAAUUUUUACAUGAUUUUUUGAUACCAAUUGAUACCAAAAUAUUUUUAGCUUAUUUUCUUUAACUAGGUUUUAUAAAUAAUAUUAGAGGUAUUCGACUUUUUUUUAGUUUUAGAGAAAUUUCAAAAAGGAAUAUUGGAAUAAUUUAACCACAACAGAACUGUUCUAGAUUUAGUCACUAAAAGUAAUUCUUUUGUUUCUUUUUUCUUAAUUUGUGUGUAUUUUUUUUAUUGAAAAUGUAUACAUUAUAUGGAAGACAAACUUUUUUUUUCAUUAAAUUAAUAACUUUUUUUUAUGAAAUUUAUAUUUUAAUUAAACUAAAAUUUAUCCUAAAAUGCUGUUGCAAAUUUCACAAGUUUCAAAAUUUAUGUGUAAAAUGGAAACUUUAUAAUUAUAUAGGUUAACGUUUUUUAUUAACCUGUUUUAUUCUAGUAGUGGAAUAUUUACGAUAUCAAAACCCUUAAAGUUUAUUUUCGAAUGAGAAAUAUGGACAUGCAUAUACAUAUCUUAGAGCUAUGAGAGAAUCUCCGAAAAAAUUUUUUAAUUUUUCCAUCUGAAAUUAAAUUUUAAAAUUAAAACUUCUCACACUUUUAUUAGACUCGGUGCAGUUGUAUUAUUUCAGUUUUUUUAUUAUCUGAUAUAGUCUUUUCAAAAACGUGCUUUUCACAAGGAAGAAAGUUGUUUGAAGUAAACUUUAGAUAAAAUGAUAAUAGAAUAAACAAUACCAUUAUAAUAAGUUAUUAUACCAUAGCAAAUACCUACGUUAAAAGACAGCUACGUUAAAAGAGGCGUAAUUGAAUUAGGUGGCCUAGAUUCUUUUCAAGUUGAAUUCUAAAAUUAGUUUAGAAGUGUGACAGUAUUUUAGUUAAACUAAAAUUACUUAUUUAUUAUAAUAAACAAAAUUCAUUUAUUAAAAAUAUUUAUCGGCUCGUUAUGCAUUUGAAAUACAUAAGUACGGAACAAAACAGAAAAAUUGUAUUCAAAAAUUUAAAUAUUCUACCUUAUUGUAAAAAUAUUUGAUUGUUCAAUUGGGCAAGCAUAGGCAAACUGACGGAUUUUUUUGUUUAACAUCACUGUUGCUUUACUGCACAACAUUUCAAUAAAAUUUAUGUUAUUUUCUCAAACAGCAGCUUUAUGUUUAACAAACAUUAAUUAACACAUCUUAUCUUAGCACAAGUGUUUGACGGGUCAUACAGUCCAAUUUAAAAUAAAAUUUUUGAUACGUUUUGGCAUAAAAUAUUAAAAUAAAUUAUAUUGUAGAAAGAAUUAACUCUAAAUUUAUAUUUAUGUAUAAAAAUUUUCAAAUAGCUUUAAAAGUUUACAUAUACAGAACAAAGAAAAACAAUUGUAAAUGUUGAUUAAAAAUAAAGAAAGAAAACUUUAUUAAUGAAAAUUAGUUCUUUUACCAAUUUAUAUUUUAUGAAAUAUUUAUAAUUUGA